Molecule: messenger RNA, 764 nt
Organism: Maylandia zebra (zebra mbuna)
Lineage: Eukaryota; Metazoa; Chordata; Actinopteri; Cichliformes; Cichlidae
Source: RefSeq, a predicted model, not a curated record
AUGAAGGCAAAGCUCACCAGCACCACAGUGAACCUCGUUCUUCUGGGAUUGGCCGGGACUGGAAAGAGUGCAAGUGGAAACACCAUCCUUCGAAAGAAGCACUUUGUUUCUAAACCCAGUUCAAAUCCAGUCACCACAGAGUGUCAGGCGGAAGAAACUGAGAUAAAUGAUUUACAUGUGUGUGUGAUUGAUACUCCAGACAUGUUUGAUGAUGACACUGAACCAUCAGUUCGGGACAAACAUGUAAAAAGGUGCAAAGAGCUCUGUGGGUCAGAACUCUGUGUGUUUGUACUUGUGAUGCAUGUGAGUAGAUUUACUGAUGGUGAGAGAGACAUACUGAAAAAGUUAGAAAACACUUUUGGGACCAAAGUGAAAGAACAAACUGUCAUCCUGUUCACCCGAGGAGACGACCUGGAGGAGGCAGAAAUGAGCCUGGAGGAUUUUCUUCAUUCCUGCCAACCUGGUCUGAAGGAAAUCAUUGAAAAGUGCAACAACAGGUGUGUUCUUUUUGAGAACCGCAGCUCAAGUUCAGACCAGGUGGAAAAGCUAAUGAACACAGUGAGCGUGGUGUUAAAGAACACAGCAAAGAUACAAUAAAUAAGAGGCUUGGAUAUUUUUUGAGUAAAAUAGUAUGGAUCUUUAUAAAAGUGUGUCUGUGUGUGAGAUUCGUUAGUUAUUAGUAUUAACUUCGAAUUUGUAAUGUGUGUGUAAUUGAUGCAAAAUUUUUACUGUACUGAAUUUUAAUUGGUGUGAAAGAUUUACAA